Messenger RNA from Chenopodium quinoa (quinoa), 4670 nucleotides. RefSeq names its product BEACH domain-containing protein C1-like. NCBI's taxonomy places the organism in Eukaryota, Viridiplantae, Streptophyta, Magnoliopsida, Caryophyllales, Amaranthaceae. The coding region runs from base 3136 to 4077 and encodes 313 amino acids. The record is from RefSeq and is a predicted model, not a curated record. The transcript has 12 exons.
UGGUUUUCAACCUCUGCUCCGGCCUUUCAACCUUGAAUCGUUGCGGCUUGGACCUCGGCUAAGACCCUCGGCAACACCUUGGUUUCGGCGGCUCGAAGUAGCUUUGGCUGGCCUCGGCAAUUGGAGGUGGUGGGCUGAAAUACCUUCGGCAUACCUCGGCAAUGGAGUUUGAAGCUUCGGCCAUGGCAUAGAGCUUGAAGCUUUGCUCCGGCCUUUCAACCUUAAAUCGUUGCGGCUUAGACCUCGGCUAAGACCCUCGGCCUCGGCAACACCUUGGUUUCGGCGGCUCGAUGUAGCUUUGGCUGGGCCUCGGCAAUUGGAGGUUGUGAGCUGAAACACCUUCGGCAAACCUCGGUAAUGGAGUUUGAAGCUUCGGCCAUGGCAUAGAGCUUGAAGCUUCGGCGUUACUAGCCUCGGCUAUGGAGCUUGAAGCUUCGGCGUUGUUAGCCUCGGCUAUGGAGCUUGAAGCUUCGGCGUUGCUAGCCUCGGCUAUGGAGCUUGAAGCUUCGGCACUACUAGCCUCGGCUAUAGAGCAUGAAGCUUCGGCGUUGCUAGCCUCGGCAUGGCUCAAAAAUGGAGCCUCGGCGAAGCUUGCUCAGAGGCUGGAAACUCGAACCUCAACCAUGAGUGGUUUCGGCUGGGAGAUCUUUUCCUCGGCGGAGCUUGCGAAGAGGCUAGGUAAUGGAGAAACACCACCUCGGCUUGGAGAAGCCUUGAGCAAUGCCGAACCAAUUUGCUCGAUUCGGAUCUUUGAGCUUGGCAUGAAGCUAUUUAGCCUCUGCCAUGAAUGGCUUCGGCCUAGGGGAACCUCUGCCAUAAAUCAGCUCUGCCAUGCCAACGCAACCCAUGACCAUCUAUUAGCCCAUUUUCAGAAAUACCCUUCCAAACACCGUGUUUGAGUUCGAUCAAUUAACCCCUCCUAAAACCCUCAUCCACCAUUCCCAUACUCCAGCGCCCAAUUCUGUACUCCAUCUCUCAAAAAUGUUUUCUUCUUAACUGAAAUUGAGCACAGAUUAAGAUUGCCCCCAAAAUUACUUGAUCGUCCAUUAGAAGAUGCUAUCAAGGGUGAACUUGAAUCCAUCUUCUUGGACAAGGUGAUUGCGAAACAGGUUUGUGUGUAUCAAUUUACGAUAUCAAAUCAAUUGAUGGCGGCUUUGUAUUACCUGUUGAAGGUGCUCCCACUUAUACGGUUAUUUUUGAGAAGUUUUUGGAGAAUUGUAUGUUCAUCGUUGACGGUUUGCCAGAAGUGGUGAUUUGUAAAUUGUGCACAAGUUUUUAUUGCAAUGCACGAGAUGGUGAGGUGGCUUAGAGCUUUAAGGAGAUGUUGAGGUGUGGGUUUUGAGGUUUAAUUUUUUGAAAUUGAAAAUGGGUGCAUCAUCUGGAAUUAGUCCCAAUAGACAAGUGGAGGCUGUUAGAUGAAUUUGGGUUCUGCAUAAUUUGUAUGGAACUGUAUAUUUUCUGUAGGAUUUUUGGGUACUUAGAUUGUUUUAUCUGAUUAAUGAAUUCUAAAAGCGGUAAUGAGCUUUUAUAAUAUUAGCAGCUUUAAGGAUGCAAGAUCAGAAAUCAUACCUUACUGGGGGCUUUUAGAAGAAAAACAAACUGAGUGGUUGUCAGAUAAAUGGAGAUGCCAGAGGUCUUCCCCCCAUCCUUGUGAAAAUAGGUCCUUCCAUAUAUAUAUGCUUAUGCCUGUUUAUUCUCUGUCGUCUUCUCUAGGAAUGAUCGAUUUCUUUCUUGCAGAGGCAUUUUCCAUUCAUAUCGAUUUGGGUUUUUCUGCACCAUAUUUUGAUCUGUCGCUUCUUCGAUCCGCCAUGUUUAUUUUGAUUUGAGUUUCUCUACUUUGAUGCGAGUAUUAGCGAGAUUUGGGGAAACGAUUACUCAUACAUUAACGAUCGGUCUUCUUCCAGUUGAAGAGGCGACGACGGCGGCGGCGGGUAAUCAAUUGGCGUUUGAUUCACUGGCAGGAAUGUUACUGGGGUAGAGUACAAUUGAAAAUUGCAUUAUAGUAGAAUAUAGAGGACUCUUGAAGGGCAGCUGCAGGAGUAUGAAUAUGAAGAGAACUCUUGGCAUAUCUUGUGUCAUAAUGGGGAUUGUGCUCAGAAGCAAUUAUUAUUAUGCCAUUAUGAAGGAUUGGAGGUCCUGGUCGGAGGAUAGCGAAUGAUCAGCUUGCAGAUUUGAUUAUUGAUUGUGAAGAAGAUGCUGAUACAUUUUUGAAAUCCAGCCUUCUUCCCCUGAAACUGAUCUUCUUACUUCUGAUAAAGCUUAUCAGGAGCAAUUUGGCUAAGUUAAAGGUACCCCUCCCGAAUAGGAAGGUUAUCAGGAUCGGGAUCCUACUUUGGAUUGGUGAGAGGAGUAGGAUCGAAUCGGCAAAAUCGGAUCGUAGAAUCGUAAGAUUCUACAAAAUUGAUAAAAAUAGUAAUAAAAGGGUUGUUACAUAAUUAGAUAACAUUUUUUAAGCCAUAAAAAUGGUAAAAUUUAUAGUUUUUGUAGUUGGAUAGUAAUUUUCUUAGCUUAGAGAAAAGUUUGAUUACAUUAGGCUCAUUUUAUUAAGUAAAAAGUAAGAUCGUACGAUCUUGACCGAUCCUACUCGAUUCUGUCCGAUCCUGCACGAUUAUGUCCGAUCCUGAUUGAUCCUGUACAAACUAAUAAUAGUUUAAAUGAAAAACAGGAUUGUCCGAUCCCACCCGAUCCUGACCGAUCCUGUACGAUCUUGUGCGAUCCUGACCGAUCCUACAACGAUCCUGCUUACUCUGCGAUUCUGCAUCUGAUCCGAAUCGUUUGGCUAAAAUGGGAUCGUAGGAUCGCACGAUCCUACGAUCCGGAUCGCGAUUUUGACAACGAUGUGAAUAGGUCCACUUAUCAGGAGCAAUUCGGCCUAAUAUAAUUAAUCUGGAUGCCAAUUAGGUCCACUAUUCUUCUUCGAUUUCGCAAAAAUUCGGAUUGUGUAUAUACAUAUAAUCUUUACGAUUUCUGGGUUUAGGUUUAGAUGUCUGGGAAAUUUUAGGGUUUAGAUUUUGAGAAGGGGUCAAUGAUGUCGCAACUGCAAUUGCUGCUGCAAAAUCGAAUUCGCCAGCCUACGGUUUGUUUUCUUCAAUUUCAUUCUCUAAUUGCUGAUUUGUUUGAUUUUAAUUAUCCAAAAUGGGGUGGACCUUGAAUUACAGAACACUACUGGGUAUCUAUCUACAUGGAGGUCUGUGGAGAGAAUGGCAUCAGCUUCAGAAAUUUUUGUUGCCAAAAAUGUGUGUGGAAUUAAUCUAUCAAUCAGCGCUGAUAAUGCCAGGAAUAAUGCUUAUAAUUUUGACAAAAUCGACGGUGUUGUUGGAAUCAUCAAACUUCUGGGCUUUCCAGGCAUCCCCAAGAAGACUUAUGACUGCUAAUGUGUACACAGCUUUACUGGCAGCCUCGAUAAAUGCUACUUCGACUGAAGAUGGUUUGAACUUGUAUGAUUCUGGACAUCGAUUUGAACAUGUACAGCUUUUGCUGGUUCUCUUAAGGUCACUUCCCUACGCAUCUACAGCAUUGCAAUGUCGAGUGCUCCAGGAUCUUCUGUUUUUGGCUUGCAGUCAUCCAGAUAACCGGAGCUUUCUAACUCAAAUGGAGGAAUGGCCUGAGUGGCUUUUGGAGGUUCUCAUAUCAAUUUAUGAGAGAACUUCAGUGAAAAGCUUGAAUUCUUCAAGUUUGGGAGAUGUAGAAGAUCUUAUACACAGUUUCAUGAUCAUCAUGUUAGAACAUUCAAUGCGGCAAAAGGAUGGAUGGAAGGAUAUUGAAGCGACAAUUCAUAAGAUCUGUCUUCUUAAUUCAGCAGCAGCAACUUAUUUCAGCAACUGUCUUCUUAUUUCAGCAGUAGCAACUUAUUUCAGCAACUGUCUUCUUAUUUCAGCAACAGCAGCUUAUUUCAGCAGAUCGGUCUUCUUCAAGAUUUUGAGCAACUUAUUUCAGCAUCAGUCUUAUUUCUUCAAAGAUUUUGAUUCCAGCAUCGGUCAUCUUAUUUCAGUAACUUAUUUCAGCAUUGGUCUUCUUCAAGAUUUUGAUUCCAGCAGCAGCAGCUUAUUUCAGCAUCGGUCUUCUUCAAGAUUUUGAUUCCAGCAGUAGCAACUUAUUUCAGCAGCAGCAGCAUCUUAUUUCAGCAGCAGCAGCUUAUUUCCAGCUACAGAAGCAGCUUAUUUCAGCAACAGAAACAACUUAUUUCAGCAGCAGCAGCAGAUUUCAGCAGAAGCAAAUUAUUUCAGCAGAAGCUUAUUUCAGCAGAAGCUUAUUUCAGUAGAAGCUUAUUUCAACAGAAGCGUAUUUCAGCAGAAGCAGAUUUCAGCAGAAGCAGCUUAUUUUAGCAGAAGCAGAUUUCAGCAGAAGAUUAUGUCAGCAGAAGAUGAUUUCAGCAGAAGCAGAUUAUUUCAGUAGAAGCAGAUUUCAGCAGAAGCAGCUUUUUUUUUGCAGAAGAUUAUUUCAACAGCUUAUUUCAGCAGCAGCAGAUUUCAGCAGAAGCUUAUUUUUGCAGAAGAUGAUUUCAGCAGUGCAGAAGCAGAUUUUAGCAGCCGCAACAACAACAGCUUAUUACGAAAGACUUUGGUAAACAUUCUAAUAAAUGAAUGCAAAAAUACAUUAUGAUUUCAAUGUACUUAUUUCGAAACAACUUCAAAUAUAUUAGUAGAAUUAUGUAUUUCUUAAAUUUUACA